UGAAAUUAUUUCCGACGAAAUUCGGUUUGAAAAAAAUCGGAUUGAAACUCCACUGUACCCAAAUUGAAACGAAUGACCGCACAUCAUCAUCCAAUUUCCCUUUAUCUUUUUUUUUGUCCUCAUAAGUAAUGUCAUUCAACGACUUGGAGCAAGGUUUCGGUGCUUCUGGCAGUCCGAGAAAUGCUCGACUGGGAGGAGGCUCUGAAGACGAUGACGACAGAGAAUACAAAACUUUAACACAGCGAGUUUCCCAACAAGUGUUCCAUAUUAACGGAAAUAUCUCAAGUAUUGAACGACUGGUCGGAUUCCUUGGAGGACCACGAGACACAGCCGACAUUCGCAGCAAAUUACACGAUGUAACGGAAGCGACGAGAGAACUCAUUAAGGAUUCCACCAGUGAUAUCAAGAAUUUGGCACAAUAUCAAUCCUUGGAUAGUCGAAAAGCGCGACAACGGAAACUAGAACAACAGAAGCUAUCAAAGGACUUUCAAAAGGUCUUGGCAGACUUUCAAAAGGUUCAACGGUUAUCGGCAAGCAAGCAACGAGAAUACGUCGACAAAGCAAAAGCCACGGCGGCAAAACUACAGAACCAAGCUGCGGUUGACGAAGAGUUGGAACGCGAACAACAAGAGGAAUCACCGUUUGUCGAUGACACACAAAGAAGGAUUCAGCUUCAAGCUCUGGAUAACGAAAUUCAAUAUAAUGAAGUAUUGAUCUCCGAAAGAGAAGGAGAAAUUCAAGGCAUUGAGCAGGGUAUCACGGAGCUCAACGAAAUCUUCCGUGAUCUUGGCAUGUUGGUCAACGAACAAGAAAGCGGCAUUCAAAGCAUUUAUGGCAAUGUGCUCAACAUUGCUCAGAAUACCCGACAAGCUGCGGAUGAACUUACUGUAGCCAACCGUCACCAGAAGAACGCGAGAAAGAAUAUGUGCUGUUUGCUUCUUAUUGUAGCCGUAGUGGCAUGUGUUCUAGCCCUCAUCAUUGUUGUUGCCAAGUAACUGCAUGGUACCAAAUUUAUCAGCACCUCUUGUAGAGUGGAUUUGUUUCCGACAAAUUUGAUCAAAGUUAAACUAAUUUUAAUGUAUCUAUCCCCAAUAUCAUAUUGUAUUCAAUUUCUGUGUACAGAUUCUUUCUCCUCGUGGUUUAUUAUUUACCAUGUUCAGCUGCGUGUCGUCUUGCACUGUUUGAUUGGGUUUAUGACAUUCAUGGAACAACAAACUCAUCCCUGCUGGCAGUCCAACAAACGGCCACUGCAAUGUCAAACUUUAGCUUGUUGUGUAAUUGGAUGAUGUAUCGGCAAAUAUGGCUGUAUGGCAAAGCAAGAUGAUAUUGUUGAAAUAAAAUAAAACG
Molecule: messenger RNA, 1347 nt
Organism: Radiomyces spectabilis
Lineage: Eukaryota; Fungi; Mucoromycota; Mucoromycetes; Mucorales; Radiomycetaceae
Product: t-SNARE
Exons: 6
Coding region: 129-995 (288 amino acids)
Biological process (GO): Golgi to vacuole transport; vesicle fusion; intracellular protein transport
Cellular component (GO): endomembrane system; SNARE complex; membrane
Molecular function (GO): SNARE binding; SNAP receptor activity
Source: RefSeq, a predicted model, not a curated record